UGAGGUAAGACAUUGAAGUUGAAAGUAAAUAGAAAAAAUGUAGCAAAGUUGACAGCAAUGACUGAGAUUUAUUUCAAAUUCCAUGGAAACUUGACUGGACGCAUUCACUAUCCAACUCUGGCUACAGAAGUAGACAAAGCAGCAGAUAAAUAUUCUGGUCUCUAUGUGUAUGUGGGAUUGUUCUUAACAGUUCUGGCUAUCCUUCUCAUAUUGCUUUUCACCUUGCUUUUGCGCCUGAAGCAUGUUGUUUCCCCAGUCACCACACCUCCAGAGAGCACUGAGAAUGUCCAGCAGUUCACAGAUGUGGAAAUGCACUUCAGGAUUCCUACCACUUAGAGACCCCCAUGAAAAGAUGUGGUGGAAGGAACUUCUGCCCACCUGUAUGAGCCCUGUAACUUACUGCAUAACCAUCAACAGCAGCACAAAAGACCUGGUGUCAUGAACUCAGACACUGACUGGCUGAGACCCACUGGCUGUUCACCAGGCAACGUGUGCAAGACCCUCAAUAAAACUUACAUUAUGAAAAUCA
Messenger RNA from Lagopus muta (rock ptarmigan), 529 nucleotides. RefSeq names its product serine rich and transmembrane domain containing 2 (gene SERTM2). NCBI's taxonomy places the organism in Eukaryota, Metazoa, Chordata, Aves, Galliformes, Phasianidae. The record is from RefSeq and is a predicted model, not a curated record. The transcript has a single exon. Gene Ontology annotation, cellular component: intracellular membrane-bounded organelle. The coding region runs from base 58 to 336 and encodes 92 amino acids.